UACAGAACAACAGAGCAGCCCAAAGGCAACGAUGAAACAGGGAGAGCAGAGAUUGAGGAGAAGCAAAAGGAGGAGGUAGGAUAUGAGGAAGAAGAGGAAGAAGAGGGGGUGGAGGAAGAGAAAGAGGAGGAGAGGCAAUGUGUGGGUCAGGAGAACUCAGAUCAUCAGUACUCCAGUGGUGACUACAGCAGGCAUCAGGCAAAAGUGGAAGGAGAUGAGGAAGAAGAAGGGGAAGAGAAGGAGGGAGAGGAGACUGAGAAGAAGGUAAUGGAAGAGAAGGAGGACGAAGAGGAGGAGGAGGAGGUGGUCCACGUGGAGCCUCUUGCCUCUAGUACGCUUGCUCAGGGAUGUGAGGAUACAGAAGUGGCACCGGAGGAGGUAAAGAUUGGUACCCCGUUGACAGAAGAGGAGGAAGAGGAGGAGGAAGGAGAGGAGGAAACAGAAGCAGGGGAGGUGGAAGAAGAAGACCAAGACUCUCACAAAGCCUCACCUACCACAGUGGUCAUUGAGAUACGAUCUGAGGAGGAGGAAGAGGAGGAGGAAGAUGACUGUCUCUCACAGGGUUCAGGCGUGACAGAUGACUCUGAGACCUGGGAUAUGACCCGGGGGAACUUGGGGCUGCUGGAGCAAGCCAUCGCCCUGAAGGCCGAGCAGGUGAGAGGGCCGAACGACGACCAACAGUCUCCCGAGGACCAGCGCUACCACAGCUCCGACGACAGGGCCAGCAAACCGAUGGACCCAGCCAUGCGACACAGAGGACACCACAGCAAAGACAAGAAAGAGGUGAAAUGCCCCACCCCUGGGUGUGAUGGGACGGGCCAUGUGACUGGGCUGUACCCCCACCACCGCAGCCUCUCUGGGUGCCCUCACAAAGACAGGAUCCCACCUGAGAUCCUGGCCAUGCACGAGAAUGUGCUGAAGUGUCCAACUCCAGGAUGCACAGGCCAAGGUCACGUCAAUAGCAAUCGCAACACGCACCGCAGUCUGUCCGGUUGUCCCAUCGCAGCUGCAGAGAAGCUUGCCAAGGGGGGCCAAGUCACCCUCACUCACCCCCAGCCUUCAGUCAGCGAGCCCCAAACUGGGAGCCCCCACUCAGACAGAGUUCUCAGACCAAUGUGUUUUGUGAAGCAGCUGGAGAUCCCUCAGUAUGGCUACAGACCCAACAUGGUGCCUGCUACACCCCGCGCCAACUUGGCCAAAGAGCUGGAGAAAUACUCCAAGGUUUCCUUCGACUAUGCAAGCUUCGACGUCCAGGUGUUCGGGAAGCCUAUGCUGGUUCCAAAGAUGCCCGCCACCAGUCAAUCCUCACCCAAAGCCAUCAAAUCUAAACCAUUCCCUAAGGCCUCGUCCCCGAGCCAUAGCUUGUCAGGAGGAUAUGCAAAGAGCAGCUCCUCCUCGUCCUCCAGCGGCUACGAUUACUCCCAUGAUGCCGAGGCUGCUCACAUGGCUGCCACUGCCAUCCUGAACCUGUCCACGCGCUGCUGGGAAAGGCCCGAGAACCUUAGCACCAAACAGCAGGACGCAGCCAGCAAGGAAAUUGAUAUUGAAGUGGAUGAGAAUGGUACACUGGACCUGAGCAUGAAGAAGCCCAUCAAGAGGGAAGGGAUGCAAUCACCAGACCCAUCUUUAUCCUCCUCCUCUUCCUCGCAGCACCUGGGAGGUGUUCCCUUGUCCCAGGCCCACCUGCAAGAGGAGUGGGAAGGGCCUCUGGACUUCACCAAGCCAAACUGUCCCAAAGAGGAGGAGGAGCAAGAUGAGGUGGACUUUGUGGCCCACUCCUACACCUCUUCUGAUGCAGAGGACGAUGACAUCGCUCAGGAGAGCAUGGAGGACAGGAAGUACCCAGGCGAGGUCACCACGUCCAGCUUCAAGGUCCAGUUCUCGCCCAAAGACUGCAAGAAAGAGGUUCUACUAUGUCCCACCCCAGGUUGUGAUGGCAGUGGGCACAUCACUGGAAACUACGCUUCACAUCGGAGUCUGUCAGGCUGUCCUCUUGCUGAUAAGUCUCUUCGGACCCUCAUGGCAGCCCACUCUGCUGAACUUAAGUGUCCGACCCCUGGAUGCGAUGGAUCAGGUCACAUCACUGGAAACUACGCCUCCCAUAGAAGUUUGUCUGGAUGCCCUCGUGCAAAGAAAGGUGCUGUCAAGACAACACCCACCAAGGACGACAAGGAAGACUCUGAGCUUUUAAGUAGAUGCCCGGUGCCCGGCUGUGACAGCCUGGGCCACAUCAGUGGGAAGUAUGCCACCCACCGCAGUGCCUAUGGGUGCCCCCUGGCAGCGCGGCGUCAAAAGGAGGGGCUCCUCAACGGCUCUCCUUUCUCCUGGAAGGCCUUUAAGACUGAGGGACCCACCUGUCCCACCCCCGGCUGUGACGGAUCAGGACACGCCAAUGGCAGCUUCCUCACACACCGCAGUCUCUCUGGUUGUCCCAGAGCCUCUGCUAAUAAGAAGAGAAGCAGGUUUCCUGGAGACGAGUACAUUACAGCAAAGUUCAGGGCCAGCGAUGUUCUGGAUAAUGAUGAAGAUAUCAAGCAACUGAACAAUGAGAUCAGGGAACUCAGCGAGUCCAAUUCAGAGAUGGAGGAUGACAUGAUGAACCUGCACACACAGAUCUCAUCCAUGGAGAAUAACCUGAAGAGUAUGGAGGAGGAGAACAAGCAGAUCGAGGAGAGAAACGAUGCCCUGUACAUGGAGCUGUCUGGCCUGAGCCAAGCUCUGAUCCGCAGCUUGUCCAACAUCCGGCUGCCACACAUUCAGGAGCCUAUGUCGGAGCAGAACUUCGAUACCUACGUGGACACCUUGACCCAUAUGUUCUCCAAUAAAGAUUGCUACCAAAACCCGGAAAACCGCGCUCUGUUGGAGUCCAUCAACCAAGCAGUAAAAGGCAUCGAAGUAUAGUCUCUCAAAGGGAGAUGAAGAGGCUAAAUGGAAUAUAUGAAUGAGAGGGAAAAGAGGAACGAGAGCAGGGUGACAUGGUGUGUGGGUAUACAAAACCCAACAACUAUACAAAACCCAACAACUAUAAAUAAAUCCAUUGCUUUUGGAAUAUACUGUAGACCUGAUUUUUCUUGUAUUUGUUUUGGAGAAAAUGUGUCCAUUUCACAUUGCUCCCCCUCCCUGCUUGCAUGAAGGUUAUCAAGAUCAAUGGACACACUUGUGUAUGGAUGAGUACGGAAGUUUCAAUUAUGUCUUGAGUGUUCUUGAGUGCAUUGGAGUAAAACUGUGUUGGUGUGGGUGUUUAGGAACGUUUUGAGGGGUAUAAUAAAAAAGCCACUUUAAUGGUUCAGAACGGACUAAGAAUGCAGUAUACUGGCUCCAAUACCCCAUCAUACAAUAUUCUCCUAAAUAGUGUACAUGUAUUCCAACCCCAUUGAGUAAUGUUGAUAGUAUUUAUGAGCGUAGAUGUUGCACUUCCAGGGGAUAGUUUUUAGUUUCAUUACUAUUGUUGUGUAUGAAUUUGAGUCUUAAAAAUGUCUGUUUGAUGUAUUAUUUAUUCAUGUUGUGUUAAUUUAGCUUAUUUAUUCAGCAUUUAUUUAUUGGCCUAUUUAUUUAUUUUUACAAAACAAAAUUAUACUGAAGACAUUUUUAAACAGCGAUUGAGAGGAGUUUUCCUCUGCACUGUUGAAAAAUAGAAAUAUUUUACAAUAUCAACUAUAAAUUGUUUUAUAUAUCUUAUUAUUUAUUUGAAAUACUGGGAUCUUUUUUAAGUGCAAAUAUUUUAUAACCGACAAGUUUUGAUAAUUUUUUAAAGAUUUUUCUUUUGUUUAUAUUAUUUAUUUUAUUCCAUAAAGUAUUUUGAGACACCUUGCAAUGAACUGGGAGAAAUGUGUAUGUAUUUAAUAUUUAUUUGAUAAUGAAGAACAAAGUGAAUGGAGAUGUUGGUGUAUAUUUAUUUUGUAUUGUCUAUGUGUUAGUGAUGAUGGCUGUGUAUGGAUUAGUCUUUGCCCAUAUGUUGAUAUUGAAAUAAAGAAAACCUGUGCUAAUAUAA
This is a messenger RNA of Oncorhynchus gorbuscha (pink salmon), 3991 nucleotides long. Its product is annotated as myelin transcription factor 1-like. Bases 268 to 2901 code for a protein of 877 amino acids. The transcript is spliced from 17 exons. NCBI's taxonomy places the organism in Eukaryota, Metazoa, Chordata, Actinopteri, Salmoniformes, Salmonidae. Gene Ontology annotation, molecular function: zinc ion binding; DNA-binding transcription factor activity, RNA polymerase II-specific; RNA polymerase II cis-regulatory region sequence-specific DNA binding. Gene Ontology annotation, biological process: regulation of transcription by RNA polymerase II. The record is from RefSeq and is a predicted model, not a curated record. Gene Ontology annotation, cellular component: nucleus.